UCACAGGGCAUAAUAUUCUCCAAACUAGACUACUUUCUACUCUGCUGGGCCUUUUUCCUCCUUUCAAGUCUGUUAGAAAGUAUCUAUAAAGAAAAACAAAUGGAAAAAAUCAAAGAAACAAUAGCCGACCUCCAUCAAAUUGAUGGCUGGAAAUCUGGACAUACUCUCAGCCAGUACCAAGGGUUUUGGUGCAGCCCUAACUUCCUAGAAGAUAUAAUCUUAUCUCAAGAAGGCUUCAAGGCUGAACCAAAUGACAUCUUUGUCUGCAGUGCGCCCAAAAGUGGAACCACUUGGCUUAAGGCCCUGACCUUUGCCAUUGUUACCAGAAACCGCUAUGACACUUCCACGAGCCCUUUGCUCAGCAAGAUCUCCCAUGAUUGCAUUCCCACCUGCCAAAUUCACAAGGAGCCAGAUAGCCGCGAGCCAGGGGUCCCUCUCAUAGGCACCCACACACCAUACACUGCCCUGCCAAAAUCCAUCUUGGAUUCUGAUUGCAAAGUUGUUUACAUUUGUAGGGAGCCAAAGGACGCAUUUGUUUCCCUCUAUCAUUUUCUGGCCAAGCGCGCUCCCAAGAAAGAUGAGUUCGUUUCCCUGGGGGAGGCUUUUGAUCUUUUCUGUCAAGGGAAGUCCUUUUAUGGACCUAUUUACCAUGUUUUAGGGUUCUGGAAAGCAAGUCAAGCAAGGCCGGGGAAGGUGUUGUUCCUGAAAUAUGAAGAUAUAAUGAAAGACACUGCGCCCUACGUAAAGAGAUUGGCUGAGUUUAUGGGGUACCCUUUCUCCUUAGAGGAAGAAGAAGCAGGGGCAGUGCAGAGAAUCGUAGAUAUGUGUAGUUUCGAGAAUAUGAGCAGCUUGGACGUAAAUAAGUCCGGAUUAAGGAAGCCACAUGAAGUCAAAGUUGAAAACAGUUCCUUCAGGAAAGGCAAGAUUGGGGAUUGGAAGGAGUAUCUUACACCAGAGAUGGCAGAGCGUUUGGACAAGAUGAUGGAGCAAAAGUUUGCUGGAACUGGUUUGUCCUUCCAAAUCUCAUGUUAGAGAGAGAGAGAAGCAAGCUCACUGUCAUAGGUAGCUUGGGGUAAAAAUAUAUAAAAUAAGUGAUCAUAAUGCUGCAGGACGUAGCCUUGAAGAGCAAAUUAAGUUAUGGUUUGAUUGUUUGCUUGCUGCAUUUUCAAUGUAUCAUUGAAAAUCUGUCAUUGUGUUGAGUAGCACCUACUCGUCUCAAAGUAAGCUUUCUAUGCUAUUCCACGGCCUAAAUUUGCAUUAAUAUCUCUUCUUUUUCGUUUUUAUUUAA
Theobroma umbraticum is the source of this 1288-nucleotide messenger RNA. RefSeq names its product flavonol sulfotransferase-like. The record is from RefSeq and is a predicted model, not a curated record. NCBI's taxonomy places the organism in Eukaryota, Viridiplantae, Streptophyta, Magnoliopsida, Malvales, Malvaceae. Gene Ontology annotation, molecular function: sulfotransferase activity.